AUGGAGGCUCCUUGCGAAGACGACGCGUCCUCAGCGCUCCCUACUCUGUCCGCGUCCUGCCAGGAUAUCAACACACCUCUCGCCGCUCCAAGCAACAUCGUACACGCCCCACAAUCCCCUUCGACAGCCUCUGCCGAUGUUCGAGCUGAUGCUACAGCCCCCAAACAGAGCACACGCAGCCUAUUAACCCUCCAAUUAGAUCGCGAGAUGCAGAAGAGAAGACCCGACCACUUUGUGAUAGGCGUAACGUGUCGUUCCCUGGGUGGUGUGCCCUCCAACCUGCGCUCUCAAGUGUGGCAGGAGCUGUUGGGUGUGGCUCGUACCGAUCGACCGAAUCUGGACCAGAGUAUCCGACAGGUAGAGGAAGAUCUGGACAACCAGCGAGUUGUCGCCGCCGAUGCCGCCAGAACUAGAGGCAACGAGCCUCGUUUUCAACAGCCAGAGACUGUGGAGCUCGUGGUCAAGCUGCUGACGUACUACUGCAAGCGCCGUAGCAUCCAAUAUAAACAGGGAAUGAACGAGGUGCUCGCCCCGUUCUUACUACUCACAGAACAACGCGAUGGGGCUCCAGAGAGGACCCCAUUGGCUGAGGGGGCCGUGUUUCAGUGUUUUUACGCGCUCAUCGACAAGCUCCUGCCUCAUGUGUUCGUGGACAAAGAGUUCCGGUCGCUGCAGUGCUCCUUCCAGUUAUACAGACUCUUAAUGCUGUACCACGACCCGGCAUUGUGUCACUAUCUGGACCAGCACGACAUGACGCCGGAGCUUUACGUGACGCCGUGGUUCAUGACGCUCUUUGCGCGCUCGUUACCGCCCGAAUUUGUGUUUUAUCUCUGGGAUUUUUUUCUAUUGGAAGAAGACCCGUAUCUUCUGCACUUUGUGGCGUACGCUCUGGUCGCUGCGAACCGAGCGAAGAUCUUUGAGGCGGAUAUUGCCAUGUUGCCUCAAGUUCUGAGCUCGCUGACUUUCUCGUCGCGUAACGAGCUGGAGCAGGUUUGUGCUGACGCCCUGGCGUUCUCGGAGCUGACCCCAAAGUCAUUCAAACGAGACCUGUACUCGGUGUGCUACGGAGGCUUCACAGAUGCCAUGGUGCCGUUUCUGGACCAGCUUUACGCGUGCUCCAGUCUGCAGGUGUAUCCAGAGGAAUUAGUACGCAACUUGAUGGAUCGAUUGACGAAAGCCAAGGAGCAUACGUCGACGCUGGCUCCAGCCGCGCCAGUCAUGCAAGAAGAGCAAGACGCAUUGAACCCGUUGCUGUCUCCUGCCGAGCAAGCUCCGUUGUUGUAUGCGUCUGGAAAUGAUGCGGACGAAGCGAUGGCGUUGAAGUUUAUCGUGUUGGAUUGUCGACCUAUAGAGGAGUAUCACAAGUCGCACUUAAGUCUCUCGCACCAUAUCGAUCCGAGUAUCAUGAGACGCCCAGCUGCGUUGGAUGGACUCAUGAAGGGCUUCUCCUGCAUGAAAGGCUGCCAUUUCUGCUUCGUUGGACCCUCAGUCGAGUCGCCAGCUGUGCUACCAAGACCCUCGUCGAAUAACGCAGCCAUGAACACUAUCGUGCGUCUGGCCAGAGUCAUCUCAAGCGAUAAAUCUGUCCAAGAACAGAGCCAGAAGCCAAUUGAAGCUCAUGUGGCGGAACACGUCGCCACAUCAUCGUCGCUUCCACCUGGACCUGCAACGUUAUCGAGGAAGCAGAGUCCUGGAGAACCUGGCGCGUUAGCCAGCGAGAUCGGCAGCAAUGGAGCGUCCAAGGUCCACGCGGAACAUGAGUCUGUGACUCGACUUGUGCUCAUGUUCUUGCAAAAGGGAUUCAAGUACGUGAGCCAUCUGGACGGAGGCUUUGAUGAACUGGAGAAGACUAUCCGGUGUAUGGACACGUUCACGCAGGAGCAGCUUCUGGUGACGUCACCGCUGCCACCGCCAGCGGUUACUGAGCAGGUGACGGUGCCGCCUGAGACUGGGAGUUCGUCAACUGGAGGCUUCAACUUGUUCGCUAAAAUGGGGCUGAAUCGUCCACGUGCACCUUCGCAAGACGACUUUGUAGCUGAAGUUGAUGCCAGUAUGCGCUCGGAGGCAUCAGACCCGAACAGCGGGCGUUCUACUUCUGCCAUUGUGAGCACUUCAGCGUCAGUCUCAUCAACUCCAGGUAGCAAGGAAGCGAAGAAGAAGACUAAAGCUACGACGAGCUCAGCGGUAUCGACGUUGUCGCAACGUUUGAUGCUGUUAAAGGCAGCAGCGAGAGACGCCGUGUCGUCCACGUCGAGCUCUAUAGGCUUAUCCAACAGCAACACGUCCGAUGAGGUAAAUUAUGUCGAAGAAAGCCACUCUACGAGCGACGACGGGUGGGUCGAAGUGCGGCUGAAGGCAAGCGAUACAGUGGAGAAGAAUGCUGGGAAAACUACCGACGUCGAGCUUCAGCCUGGUCCUAUCGGGAUCUUGUUCCAGAAGUCUCGUACGUCCAAGAUCUUUCAAGCCGUCGUGGACAGCGUGGUGCCGGACAGUCAAGCGUCCGCCACGGGACUCAUUAACACUGGCGACUUGCUCGUUGCUAUCAAUGGAGAGAGUCUGGAGGGCGUGGCGUUCCUCACUGUGAUCGAGCAUGUCAUCGAAGCGUCUCGACCUGUGGUGUUACGCUUCCUUACUCCUGUAAGCUCACAGAGGGAUAAGGCUGCGACUGUGUCGGAUAUCCCGCCACUGGCCCCUACUCUUGUUAGUGUGACGAGACACUCGAUCUGUAUCACGUGGGAUAAAGUGCCUGUCUCGGUCGCGUCUCCUGCGGUGGCUCGUUAUCAGCUACAGUUUGCUAAGCAGUCAGGCGAUGAGUUUAAUCCCUGGCUUCCAGUCGCGAUGAAGCAGGAAGGGACAACAGCGGAGGUGGAUACGACUGGCAUCACGGACCAGACGAACGGUACGAUGGUUGGUCUGGAGCCGGGGGAGUCGCUAGUGUUCCGUGUGCGCUGUGGCGACGGACAACAGUGGGGACCGUACAGCUUAUCGAGUGGAUCUAUGAGGACGUUGAAUGUCGUCACAGCCAAGCUGCAGUCAGGAGCUGUAACACCGACGUCUGUGGGUCGUGAAGACUCGACGACAGCCGUUUUCCUAGCUGGUGUAUGUCCUGAAUACGUCGAGCGAGGUCACUUUUUCUACCGCGUUUUAUUGCCACUGCACACUCGUCGUCGUCCAGAUUUCAACGCUGAAAAGCUGGACGUUGUAUUGGAGAAGGGGCUUGUGAUCCGAGGAUCGGAGAGGCUUGUGUGUCCUGGCACCAACCAAAUAUUCGUCCGCGUUGCUUUGGGGAACACUGACGACAAUGUCGAUCAAGAUGGAGAGUACGAAGGAGCAGAUGGUGAGCUGAUGUUACUUCGGAAUGGCCAGAGGGAGGCGGAUGAUGACGCUGAUGGGGUGUGGGCCUUCGAAAACACCCCCGACGGCGCAGUAGUGCUAGAGCGACUUCCUGAGUCUGCUGGUGAAGAGACUGGGCCUUCGCUACAAGAACAAGCCAAGUCUAUGGUCCAGUCGUUCCUCAGUUCCAGUGGCAUCUCCCCAGGACUCGGCGACAAUGUCAAUUCUAAUAGCGCUGGAUCGAUCAGCUCCAUGGUCUCCACUGCAGCUAGCAGCAGUGGCAGCAACAGUGCGCCACCGUCGGCUCAUACACUUACUGCACCUCGUAUUUUACAGGUGUUCGCUGCAUCCAGCUCUGAAGUUGUGGUGACGUGGGACCCCGUGAGCGAUGUAGGCGUGACUAAGUUCCAGAUCCAGUACGUGAAGGAUCGUCUGGCUGCUAUGUGGUGGACUGUGAAGCCUGACGUUGAAGCGGAUACGCUGAAGUUCACGGUGUCAGGCUUGCAGCCGAACACACCCUAUCUGUUCCGUCUUCGUAGCGGCACUGAAGACAACAAGUGGAGUCCAUACAGCGAGUCUAGCGAGAGCUGUCGUACUCCCCCGACUGACAGAGGAUCGGCGAAUAACUCGAGUGAUGAAGACGAGCGGAAACCUACGAGCAGUGACGGAAAGAAGGCACAGCAGACGACAACACAAGCGCCACAGAGUGCUUCUAUGAGCACUGGAAGCACCAUCUUGGACAAAGCCGUUGCUGUAGCUUCUCGAUUGAGACGACGAUCGAAUUCCUCUAACAACCAUCAGCCAUGUGAUGAGACCCCAUUGAGUAAAGAAGAGGACGAGACUGAACAGCUCGAAGAUAAUACAAAAAGCGAAGCUUCAGCACGAUACGUAAACCUGACCAGCUGGAAGUCGUCGUCGAAUAAUGCCGACAAAAGCUUCCACUUUUACAGUGCCACUAAGUUUGAGGAGCAGGACGAAGAAGCCCAUCGACAACUGAGUGAGUUGGGGCAUCGGGAGCUGGUGGUCACGAGUUCGGCUCUUGUUGUGCUUAUUGUGAAGGCGUCGACGCCCAAGGGGUUCGCGUUAGUAGAAGAAUGGCGCCCACUGACUUCGCUGACAAAGGUCGAGAGCCGGAACGAUCUAGACAACUCCCUCGUCUUCCACUUUAAGAGCCAAGUUGAGGCUUCCGCUGAGCGGAGCGACCAGUUGUUAUUCGCUGUUGACGGAGCGAAAGACUGUGCAAAAGUUGUAGAGGAUUAUCUCGCGACAGUGAAGCUUGAAGGGAAGUAG
This is a messenger RNA of Phytophthora infestans T30-4, 4623 nucleotides long. RefSeq lists its product as uncharacterized. Lineage: Eukaryota; Oomycota; Peronosporomycetes; Peronosporales; Peronosporaceae. Gene Ontology annotation, cellular component: trans-Golgi network. Gene Ontology annotation, biological process: retrograde transport, endosome to Golgi. Gene Ontology annotation, molecular function: protein binding. Bases 1 to 4623 code for a protein of 1540 amino acids. The record is from RefSeq and is a predicted model, not a curated record. The transcript has 2 exons.